AUGUUCUCAUCAACAGCUCUUCGAAUGCAAGAAUAUGAUGAUACAAACCCAGAACUCUUCAAAUUCCUUGUCAGUUCACGAGGAAUAACUUACAUUGCCUUAGCCGGGUUGUUUGUUUUCAUUUCGGCAACAUUAGUAUUAAACUUCCUUGGUGAAACAGCUAUUAUGUACUAUGGUGUAGCUGUUCUCGCUUCAUUCUUCUUUAUUCGUCACAUUGUUGGCGAAAAUAAGAUCAGAAUGUCAUCUCAGAUCGCUGCUAAUCAUGUUAAAUGUCAAUAG
This is a messenger RNA of Trichomonas vaginalis G3, 279 nucleotides long. RefSeq lists its product as uncharacterized. The transcript has a single exon. The record is from RefSeq and is a predicted model, not a curated record. The coding region runs from base 1 to 279 and encodes 92 amino acids. Lineage: Eukaryota; Parabasalia; Trichomonadida; Trichomonadidae.